AUGGCUCAAGUCACACCCAAUCCCCAUGAGGAUGACGUUGAUUCCACCCACAGUUCGAAUUCUGCUGACAGUGACGACGAUGUCAAUCCCCCCUCGGUUGAAGGACUAACGGUCUUGGAUGAUUCCACCGAAUCUCCGCCGCAAGAGCAAGACACAGGAACCGAGAGAGAAGGCACCAACAAUAAUGAAUCUCAAGUUAUACAUGAGGUGGCGAGAAGUCCUAAUCAUGCUUUGGAUGAGAUAAAGAAGCAACAGACUCAUAAUCUCUACUGUCCUAAAUGUAAAAGUAACAUCACCACAGAUGCUGUACUCUUUGUAAAGAAUCAAGAAACCGAUUCGUACAAAACAGAGCCUUACGUACUUUGGGUUCCCCUCGUUAUCCCGGCCAUCAAGUUCCCUACCUUUGAUCUCUCGUUGUCUUUUCUCGCAGGACCAUGGAAGAAACUAAAGACACUUGUCGCAAACUGUUUGCCAAGUCUCAAUUCUCCACGUUUGCGGUUCCUAUUGGUUGCGGUUCUACUAUUGCUAUCAGUCAUUGUUCUGUGGUCCUCUCAUCCCCCUUCGCCACCGCCACUGCCACCGCCUCCUUCUCCUUCGCCAGUGCCGGUGCCGCCACCGCCAGGACCACCUUCUCCUUCGCCAUCGCCAGAGCCUCCUUCUCCUUCGCCAGUGCCGGUGCCGCCACCGCCAGGACCACCUUCUCCUUCGCCAUCGCCAGAGCCUCCUUCUCCUUCCCCUAUCAUACAUUUUCUGAGUAUGAAGUACCUUUCCGUAUUCUCGUUAUUGUUCCUUGCCAUUCUGACUCUCCCCUGGCCUUCCAUUUCCCCUAUCAUCAAUAACCUUAUAGCAGCAAUUAAAACAUGUAGGGGAAUUGUAAUCCCUUUUCUUUCCUUUUCCUUUUGCCAUAGCUUUACCAAAGAAUUCAACCCGCAUCCGUAUUUCAGUGCCAAAUCCAAAGGAAUUGUGGAAAUAUAUCGUGGUUCAAGUUCAAAACCUCGUACCAAGAGAGCUAGACAUCUUGAAGAGUAUUGUUUACGGAGGUCUUAUCGAGUCCAUCACAAGCCUCGGUGUCGUAUCCUCUGCUAUCGCUUCCGGAGCUUCAACUCCGACAAGGGACACUACAAAGCUGCGGUUGUUCUCGCUGUAUCUUUGGUCUGCGUGAUCUUACUCUCCUUUGCCAAAGCUUACGCCUUCCGAAUGGGAAGAGUCAAGACCGUGGCUGAAUACACCGGAAUGGCGAUUGGAGCGUCUGCUCUUUCUUUCAUCGCCAGCCAAAUCGCUAGUGAUAUCUUUGAAAAGUUAGGCUUUCAUGAGCUUGCCUCUGAAUACCGAAAAGGUUGAUUUCAAGAUUCUACAAGUUUGUUUCAGAUAAACACCAAA
Arabidopsis lyrata subsp. lyrata is the source of this 1380-nucleotide messenger RNA. Its product is annotated as nascent polypeptide-associated complex subunit alpha, muscle-specific form. The record is from RefSeq and is a predicted model, not a curated record. Lineage: Eukaryota; Viridiplantae; Streptophyta; Magnoliopsida; Brassicales; Brassicaceae.